This is a messenger RNA of Acanthamoeba castellanii str. Neff, 462 nucleotides long. RefSeq names its product hydrolase, NUDIX domain containing protein. The coding region runs from base 1 to 462 and encodes 153 amino acids. The record is from RefSeq and is a predicted model, not a curated record. The transcript is spliced from 4 exons. Lineage: Eukaryota; Discosea; Longamoebia; Acanthamoebidae.
AUGGAGCUUGUGCGCGGCCUGUUGGGUUACAGGGCCUGUCUGGGGGCAUGCAUCUUCGACGGCUCUGGGCGUAUUCUCGUGGGCAAGCGCUCCUCGGCCAAGAAGCAAGCCGUCGGCACAGGAGGGUAUGACAAGAGCGCGGACAAGGGCUGCAAGGUGACCGGCGUGUGGCGCGAGGUAUGGGAGGAGAUCGGCCUCACGCCCGACCACGGCCUCCACCUCGUCGACCAGCUCAAGGAGGAGCUCAAGCAGAGCAUGACGUGGUUCCUGUUCUACUGGGCGGACGCGGACCUCAGCAAGUGUAAGCUGGACAACGAGGAGCACCCCGAGUUCACCGAGCUGGCCUGGAAGGACUGGGACUUUGCUGUGGAGCACGUGAUGGAGGCCAAGAAGGGCGUCUACACCAAGUUGCGCGCGUGGGCCGAGCCGGCGAUUGCCAGCCACCUCGCCUCCUUGGAAUGA